AUGGAGAAGAUGGAUAUACUGGAGCAGUCAUUUGCACAAUCUUCAAUCCUUGUUAAUGGUUGCUCAACAGAGAAGUUCAAAAACCAAAAAAGGCUUAGACAAGGUGAUUCUCUAUCACCCUUCCUGUUUAUUCUAGUGGUUGAGAUUCUUAUUAAACUGUUGAAUAAGGGAGAGCAACCGAAUAUGACAACAGGUUUUAAUGUGCAUGAUCAGAUCAGUGUGUCCCAUCUCCAAUUUGCAGGCCUUAGAGUGAAUCUGGAGAAAAGCACAGUGAUAAGUCUGGGAGCAUACCAUAAAAUUCAAGGCAUUACAAAGAUUCUCAACUGCAAGAUAAAAUCUCUUCCAUUUAAAUAUCUGGGAAUGCCUCUUGGAUCCACAGUUAGGCAGAGCAGUGUAGAGAUCCCAAUAAUUGAGAAGAUGCAGAAAAAUCUAGCAAAAUGGAAGAGAAGAUUUCUAUCUAAAGCUCAUAAACUACUGCUCAUAAACAGUGCAUUAGUAAGUUUGCCCAUCUGUUUUAUGUCUUUUCUACAUAUGCCAGUAGUAAUAGAAAAGAAACUGAUUAGUAUCAUGAGGGAUUUUCUUUGGGGAGAUACCUCAGAGAGGAAGAAGAUCAGCUGGAUAUCAUGGAAAAAAGUUGGCAAACCUAAGAAAUUAGGAGGGAUUGGCAUCGGAAGCUUGAGAGAAACAAACAAAGCCUCAAUGGUUGAAUGA
Messenger RNA from Papaver somniferum (opium poppy), 711 nucleotides. RefSeq lists its product as uncharacterized. The transcript is spliced from 2 exons. The record is from RefSeq and is a predicted model, not a curated record. NCBI's taxonomy places the organism in Eukaryota, Viridiplantae, Streptophyta, Magnoliopsida, Ranunculales, Papaveraceae. Bases 1 to 711 code for a protein of 236 amino acids.